AUGAGCUCCUAUCGCUACAUUCUGCUUCCGCUCUUGGGUCUGCUGACCAUUGCGGUAGCGCUGACGAGUGGUUCACCUCAUCGUCGUCAAAGCUCCAAAGUGGGUUACCUCUUUGUUCACUUUUACGAUAAUUACAAGUCUCCAGGAGAUUACAGCACCUAUCCAGCAGGCGAACAAAUCUUUGCUCAUAUCAGUGACGGCAACGAUGCGACGGCUUACAAGCCUCUGAACGGUGGAGCUCCGCUUUUGACUUCCAAUGUGGGCACAAAGGCCGUGCGCGACAUGUACCUCGUCUCCAAGCCGGACGAAAGUCAACACUACAUCAUCGCCACGGAUCUGAACCAGACCGCCGUCGGUGGUUUCGGCGGAAAGUUUCUGAGCAGAAGUCUCGUCAUUUGGGAUAGCCAAGGUGCCAGCUUGACCAAGUGGAACGCUCCCAGACUGGUCGAAGUUGUGCCAGAAGAGUUCAGAGUGAGCGAGCCAGGCUGCGCAAACGGAGCGGGUGAGGAUGCGUGUGGAGCUAGGUGACCCAGCUGAUGAUAGCCUCGCUGCCGAACCCGAACCCGUAGAUGGCUUGGGCUCCCGAAGCAGUGUGGGAUGCGGCAAAGAGCCAAUUUUUGGUCUACUGGUCGUCCAACCGCUAUGCCGACGCGCAGCACACUGGCGAGCCAGACUACGACAAGAUCUAUACGUGAGUCGCGAAUGGCGAUGCGUGCGAGUGCUCCGUUGAUGAGUAGCACGAGGGCUCACCUGUAUGAUCCCGUCAUGCAUCGGCUCAGCUCGUACACGUCAGACUUCAAGACGUUCACCUCACCCGAACUCUACCUGGACCGCGGCAACAACAUUGGCGUGAUCGACAUGACGAUCCACUCGACCAACAAUCCCUCCAACGCCAACGAGUACGUGCGAUUCUUCAAGGAAGAAAACGUGUACAAGUGUCGAGGUCAAGUAUCCACAACGGGCGUUCAAGGUGCAUGGGAGGACAUAGGCGCAUCGAACCAGUACGUCGAUAACGAUGAUCAAUCCGAAGCUUGCUUGUUCUUCCAGGACAACAUCGAUGUCAACAAGUGGUGGAUCUUUUUGGACCAGUACGGUAGGAAUCCGGCUGGUUAUUAUCCUUACACUGCUGAUAACGGCAUCACAAAGUACGCAUACACGGACAGAGGUGUCACUGGCGCUUUUCCUCCCCUGCUCAAGCACGGUGUGGUCAAGCCGCUGACUCAGGCUCAGUAUGAUGAUGUCUCGCAAUGGAAGUCGUAG
Molecule: messenger RNA, 1260 nt
Organism: Ceraceosorus bombacis
Lineage: Eukaryota; Fungi; Basidiomycota; Exobasidiomycetes; Ceraceosorales; Ceraceosoraceae
Source: the annotation of a GenBank genome assembly